UCAAAUCUGCUUCUCCCUCCUCUUUCUCUCUCUCUAUCUUCCCUUAGAAUCACAGAGCCUCUCUUGUUGUCGUCGGUGAUCGGAGAAAUGGAUAAGAAACCGACAGAUCCUGACGCUCGCGACCCCGAGAAGCCAUUUUCCCUUGCAGAUUUCGAGAUCGGGAGACCGUUAGGUAAAGGCAAAUUCGGCAGAGUCUAUCUCGCUCGCGAAGUCAAGAGUCACUUCGUGGUGGCGUUGAAAGUGAUAUUCAAGGAGCAGAUCGAGAAGUACAAACUCCAUCACCAGCUAAGGAGAGAGAUGGAGAUCCAAACGAGCCUAAGGCACCCCAACAUCCUCCGUCUCUUCGGUUGGUUCGACGACGAUGAGCGUAUCUUCUUGAUCCUCGAGUAUGCUCACGGUGGUGAGCUCUAUGGCCUCCUCAGAGAGAAUGGUCAUCUCACCGAACAACAAGCCGCCACUUACAUUUCAAGUCUAAGUCAGGCACUGGCCUAUUGUCAUGGGAAAUGUGUGAUUCAUAGAGACAUCAAACCCGAGAACUUGUUGCUUGAUCAUAAGGGAAGGUUGAAAAUUGCAGAUUUUGGGUGGUCAGUGCAGUCAAGUAACAAGAGGAAAACAAUGUGUGGGACGUUAGAUUACUUGGCACCUGAGAUGGUUGAACACAGAGAUCACGAUCAUGCUGUUGAUAACUGGACUUUAGGGAUACUGUGUUACGAGUUUCUCUAUGGGAACCCUCCUUUCGAAGCUGAGAGUCAGAAAGAUACAUUCAAGAGAAUUGUUAAGAUCGAUCUGAGUUUUCCUCCUACGCCAAAUGUCUCUGCGGAAGCUAGAAAUCUAAUCAGUCAGCUUCUUGUAAAGGAUCCUUCCAAAAGACUCUCUCUUACGAAGAUCAUGCAACACCCUUGGAUCGUCAAGCACGCAGAUCCUAAAGGUGUGUGCCUCAUUUGAUGUUAUUCUCUAAAUCUCUGGGCAAAUUCAGAAAACGCACAUUGUAUGUUUCAUUUCAGCACAUUGUUCAAAAAAUUGUUUUAACAGUUGGAUGUAAUUCUAACAUUGUCUUCCCAUCUAAUACUUUUCUCAACAUGGAAACAACUGUAGUUAUAAAAUAUUCUUUUCUGAU
Molecule: messenger RNA, 1117 nt
Organism: Brassica oleracea var. oleracea
Lineage: Eukaryota; Viridiplantae; Streptophyta; Magnoliopsida; Brassicales; Brassicaceae
Product: serine/threonine-protein kinase Aurora-3
Exons: 6
Coding region: 88-945 (285 amino acids)
Biological process (GO): regulation of cytokinesis; mitotic spindle organization; protein phosphorylation
Cellular component (GO): spindle midzone; spindle microtubule; spindle pole centrosome
Molecular function (GO): protein kinase activity; ATP binding
Source: RefSeq, a predicted model, not a curated record